Molecule: messenger RNA, 1992 nt
Organism: Cuscuta campestris
Lineage: Eukaryota; Viridiplantae; Streptophyta; Magnoliopsida; Solanales; Convolvulaceae
Source: the annotation of a GenBank genome assembly
UCACUUGCAAAUCUUCAAUUCAAAAACCUGCCCGGCUGCUUCUACUAUUUCCGAGUCCUCCGAGUCUUCUAAUCGUCUCCAAGUAAGUUUCUUUCAUUCCUUCUCUGAGUCAUGUCAGACCGUGAGGAUAGUCAGAACCCCUCCGUUCAUUCUUAUGGUUCUGGCGGCCGGUCUCCCACCUUUGGUUCCUCCUCUUCUUCUUCAUCUUCCGACUUUGAGCACCCGGCUACUUCUCCACAGAAGAAGCCGGUUGAUGCUUCCACUUGCGCUCCCUCUUCUUCCGCGGCGCAAGUGGUCUCGGUUGCCCAGUCCGGGGACGAGGGCUUCAUUCAGCUAGACGAUCGGUUGCUCCAAGAGCAACCGUCGUACAUGCAGAAACCCCAAGUCCACGAACUGCGUAAUCUGAUGCCCAAUGGGUAUCAAUUGACCUACCGGGCAACGUGGAUGAGCAUUAUACCUCUCCAUGCCGGCACGUCGAUUGGGAUCCAUUACCAUUCGAUCAAGGACUUAGGUGAGUUCUCUAUUCACCCAUUCAAAGUCCUUUUCCUUGAGACCUACGGGAUCAUGCCCGGGCAGCUGGCCUCUAAUGGUCACCGUUUGUUAGGAAGCUUUAUCAACGUCUGCCGGUUUCUUCGUAUUCCUCUUUCUCUUCGCCUCUUUGAUUAUAUGUUCGAUGUUCGGCCCGGGUCCAAGGAAACCCUUGGAUUCGUGGUGGUGUCUUCCCACCAAGGUCGAGCAUUGCUUUAUGGUCUUCCACCCUCCAACAAGAAGUGGAAAGACAAAUAUGUCUGUGUCAAAUUUCCCCCGGGUGCCUUUCCUUUUGCCCAAAACGUCUGGGGGAAAAGAAUGAAGCGCCAGGUCAAACCAGCGGAGGCCGAUGACCUGGUUGCUUGGGAAGCCACUCUCCGGGCCGGGGAUGCCUCCACCCGCGUGGUGAAGUUUCAAUCCAAGUUUGCCGUCCCCCAAAUCGUGGUUGAGGAGCCCUCCUCCGCUCAGCCACUCACUCCUCCAUCCAGCCAACCACUCUUGAUGGAUGAUCUUCCGGCCCAGUCUCACCAAGGGACCAGCCAGCCGAUUCACUCGGGGGAGAUCUACUUCAACGUAGACACCUUCGAGUUCGACAAUAUGAUGGGUGAGACUGGGCAUACGUCCCAGGCGGGGGUGGGAGACCGGCCCAAUGAGGAAAGGGACGCCAAGGAGGAGACUUCUGGGGGGUCCCUUCAACGGAAGAAGCGGAAGACUGAUGAAGUCAACCAGCCUUCCCAUCAGGGGGCCCAGUCCUCCGACGCCGGCAAGGGGCCGAUAGUGCCUCGCUCUCUGGCUUUAAUGUCCAGGUCAAACGAGGAGCUCUUCCGAGCAUUCCGUGCUGAUCUGAAUGAGGUCGGCCGGAUCGGGGAGGAGUACUUCGCCCGGCUGGUGAAGUCGAUGGAUGAGGAGAAGGCCCGGAUGGAGGCCAUGAUGGUCGAAUGCCGGAAGGAAGCCCAGGCUGCCCGGGCCAAGGCACAGAAGAUAGAGGCCAAAUGGACAGAGCACUGUGCGGUUUACCGCCAGCUCUAUGCCAAGCACGAUGGUCUCCUCAAGGCUGCGAAAGAGGCCGAUGAGCAGGCCCAGGCCAAGAUCAAUCAGCUGGAGGCCGAAAAUGCCCGGUCAGCCGAGGAAAUCGCUCGGCUGGAAGAUGAGCUGCAGAAAGAGCAAUCGGAGCGUGCCGCCCUUGCUGCUGCCUGGGCCACUCAAACGCCUGAGGAGUUUGCUGCUAAGGCGUUGCCUGACCGGGAGACUGCCAUCCGCUUCUUCCAAGGCUUGUACAAGUACGAGGUCUCGGCCGGGAUCGUCGACGAAAUCGGAACGUACGGCUUUGAAAGCGGCCAGUACUCGGAGCGGAAGGCCCUCUAUGGCAUCCUUCAGCAGAGGAUCCAAAGUUUUCAGCCAAAGGCUCUUUCUCUGCCCGAGCUGCACUCCGAGGCGCCUGAACCUCCCUUCCCGGGCAUCUGA